UGAUGAUGCCAGCACAGAUUCUAAUAUCGAAGUUAUAGACUGUGAUGGUUAUGAACCUGCCUCAGUCACACCCUGCCUUGAACAAAGAAGUUCCUGAAGUUCCUGAGAAUACCUCAACUUUCAUAAUUCCCGAUAGGCAUCACCAACAAAGCAAUUUGAAUGAUGACAAUGACUCCAACAAUGAAGAUAGUGACUAUCAAAAUAUUUCUAUCGAAAGAAGAAACAAUGAAGAUAGUGACUGUCAAAAUAUUUCUAUCGAAAGAAGAAGUUUGAAGAGGAAAAGAUCAAGUGAUGAAAGUUUUCAUUCAGAGAAAGUCUUUGCUUCAAACUUCAAUGUAGCCAAGGUAGAAGAGCAAGCUUCUAGUAGUUCACAAUCAGAAGAUUCAAUUAUUAAAGAUUUGAAGGAGAUGAAACCUUUUGAAUCGUGCCCUAUAAUAAUUGACAAUUUGGAUGAUGAAGGUGCCAACAUAAUCAGCAUUGACUCUGAUGAUGAUGAUGAUGAUGAUGUGAUUGAGGUCACCGAUAAUUUUACUCUGAUCUCACUGACAGCAGUGAUGAGAAACAGUGAAAACAACAAUAGUCCUAGAGUGGUUGGUGUCAUAGGUUCUUCACUGGUGAUGUUCAUCCCCAGUCCAGCCAAAACAUCAACACCAACAUCAGCAUCAGCAUCAACAUCAACAUCACUCAACUCAUAUUAAUCAGAUCAGGUGACUGUUCCGUUCCUCAUGUCUAUGUUUGUAUUUGAUCAAUAAAUGAUGUCCAGUGAGCUUCAUUUCAAUGUGUUUGCUAUUUCAAUAUUAGAAAACGACUCUAUCAGUAACCCACCAAUGGGCUUUUGGUUACAAUCCUCAGUUAUGUCACAUGAAACAGCUACUUUACACUGAAAAUGAAAAAUGUACACUACUUGAUGUUAGCAAAAUUUUGUAGUUUUUUAUUUGUAUUAAAAAUGUACACUUGAUGUUAGCAAACUUUUUUUUAUAUGAAAAAUGUACACUUGAUGUAUGUUAGCAAAAUUUUUUAGUUUUUUUUGUAGUUUUUUAUUUUGUCAUUUUAAACCCUCUGUUGAGUACCUCAAGUUUUUAAAUCAAUAUAUCUAUUAUGUUUCUCUGCUUCUGUUUUAUUAUGUUUCUUUGUAUUUAUUAUGUUUUUCUGUUUAUUGCAUUGUGAAGUACAUUAGGACUGUAUUGAUUGUAAUUAUAACGAAGUAUGUAAUUUCACCUUGCAACUGUGUUUGUUCUCAAUUUAAAAAAGAAUUAUAAGAAUAUUCUUAUGUUGAUACUAAUUCUAAACUAUAUAUCUAUUAUGUUUCUCUGCUUGUGUUUUAUUAUGUUUCUUUGUAUUUAUUUUGUUUUUCUGUUUAUUGCGUUGUAAAGUACAUUAGAACUGUAUUGAUUGUAAUUAUAAUGAAGUAUGUAAUUUCACCUUGCAACUGUGUUUGUUCUCAAUUUAAAAAAGAAUUAUAAGAAUAUUCUUAUGUUGAUACUAAUUCUAAACUAAAAACUUAGAUAUCAAAAAUUGUAUUUUUUAUUUUUCUGCCAUUUAAAUCAGUUUCAAAACAAUCAGUAAGUAGGCCUACUUAUGACUGUUGUAAAAAUGUAUUUUAAGUAAUUUUACUAGGCUUCUCUGCUUAUGAGUAUCUCUGUUUAUGAGUAUCCUAUAGUCCUAAUAGAUUGUCAGUAUUUAAUUUUUAAUUGAAAUAUUUUAAAACUACCAAAGAGAUAUUUUACAAAACAAAAUCAAAUUAAUAUCAAAUUUCCUCUAUAGUAGGCUACCGAGUGGAGACACUUCCAUAAAUAUUGUUAAUUAUAAUAGUUAAUUGAAAACUUAUUUAAUGCACACUUUCAGACGCUUGCACGAAAACCAUUAAGAUCUCAAUAAUUACCCCUGAGCAUUGGUGGCUGAAUUUUCUUCAAUCAGUUAUAUUAAUUAAAUUUGUAAGCUUCACUAGCAGUGUUGAACAGUAUUUUGAAUGUUCAACGAAAUUCAAUUAAAUAACAAUAUUUUAUAACUUUUCUCAUCUAAACUCUAAGAUGAAGUUUUUGAUAAUUACCUGAAUAACUGACGUGACAUUGUUUUUUUCUUAGGCCGGGAUUACACGGUCAAAUGUUUUAUAAAAGAUGAUGACCAUCUUUUAUAAAAUAUUUGAAUACUGAUUCUUUUAUAAAACAUUUCGGAAUUAUUACACUGUCAAGAGAUCUUUGUCAAAGAUCUUUGUAUUUUUUAAUUCAACUUAUCAAGUAUAAACUUUUUAUUUCAAUUGUAGCAAAACAAUGGAUGAUGAAGAAUUCUAUUCCUGUGCAGGUAUACUUAGUGCUGUCUUGUCAAUAUCACUUAUCCUGAAAAAAAAAGACAACGUCAUUGUAAUUGUUUAAUGUACAUUACAACAGAUACAGUAGAGAUAAAUAGAGAAAUUCUAACCGACAUAAACUUUACAUUGGGGUUGUAAUAAUGUCAGUUAAUCCAUAAUAUUAACCUCAUCGUACAUGUAUAUAUUUUUUAAUAAACUACUUGAAACAAAAUUAUUUUCUUACCUUCAUUUUUUCUGACAGAAAUUGGCUUCUAAGACCAUUUAUUUUCUUCUUGAUGUCAUCAUGUGUACAUCCAGGUCUUACAAGGUUUAUAUUUUCGGCAAUUCUUUUAUAAAUUGAUUGUCUUAAUAGUCUAUUUUUAUAAUCUUGAUGUUUAGGAUUAAAUAGACUUUCAUGAUUUUCAUAUUCGGAAAUAAGGAGCUUAGUGGUUUCAACACACCAAGUGUACUUUGAAGACAUUUCAUUCAAAUUAAAAACUAAUCUGAAAUAAAACUAACCUCAAUCAAAUUAACAUCACCUGAAAUUCAGAAUCUCAACUUUUAUAAAAGAUAAUGCCAACCUAUUAUCUUUGAUAAAAUAAAUUUUAUAAAAGAAAUCUUUUAUAAAAUAUGGCCUAUUAGACUAUCAAAUAUGUUUGUCAAAUAUCUUUUAUAAAAGAUCUUUCAUAAAACAUUUGACUGUGUAAUCCCGGCCUUAGUUUUGACAAGUCUAGGAUGAACUUUGAUACCAUUUCAGCUCAAAUUUUCAAUAGUUAUAGAAAUAAAGGAAAUGCAAGUAUAGAUAUACUAGGUAUGAAUAAAAGUAGAAAUCAAUUAUACAUAUUAGAAAAAUAAUUGAGAAUAUAAUAUUUCAUAGGGCUACACGCAAAAUUAAAAAAAAACAAUGAUAAUAAAAAAUAAUAAUAAAUUGGAGGAUAAAUAUUGCCAUAAAACAGUUUUUUUUAUUGGGUCAGAUCGACUUCAUGAUAUUCUGAAAAGCAGUUUGUUUUCUCAUUCACACAUAACAAUUUUUUACAAUAGCUGCAAAUUGAAUGAGGUCGUGACUGUAUUUGUUUUUUAGAACACACUUCACAUCGUCCAUGGUUUCCCACAAAUUUUGGCCAAUGGAUUCUCCUAUUGCUCAACCUAACAUCCUUGGGGAUUGAAAAGUCUUGUUUCCUUCUUUUUUGUGGAGCUGAUGGUCCUGGGUCUUCUUUGGAUCUCAUCUUUAGUGUUUGAACGUUUUUCUUCAAAAUAAGUCCUUGAGAUACCAAACGUUGAAUCUCCAGCACAUCGACUUUCUCGAACAUUUGACAAUACACAACAUAUGCAUUUACAAAGGGUCCAAGAAACCCCAGAAUAGUCGAUGCCACCAUUUUUUGGACUUCCUAUCUACACAAUAAAGUGCCCUAAGGCGAUCAGCUCGAUCAACUCCCCCCAUGUAUUUGUUGUAGUCACUGACCACAAAGGGACAUGCAAUAUUUGUAGUUUGGUUCCAUCCUUCUGUUUCCUCAAUACAGAAGUUGCUUGAGACCCAUGAAAAUUCGAUGCCAAGCAUACAGCCUUAUUAUCAUGCCACUUGUAGAAUCCAAUACCAGUGUUGGAAACUCGGAAAUCCCAAUCUCCUCUCUUCAGACUUUUAUCUGACUGCAUGUUUUGUGGAUCACCUUUACGGCCAGAUCUGAUAGUGCCACAUGCUAGUGUAUUCUCCAUCUUCAAUUUUUCCAGCAAUCGGACACUUGAGAAAAAAUUGUCAAACACAAGGAUUCUGUUCUCCUUCCAAAUGAAUUUCGAUAGAGACAAAACCACUCUCUCUCUCCAAAUUGUACUCUUUGAGGUCCUCUGAUAUUCUGUCAUCUUUCCCCUCAUAAACUUUGAAUGACAUAGUAUAGCCCAUCUGAUCAGCAAUGCACCAAAGUUUAUACCCUCGCUUGAUGGGCUUCAUUGGGUUGUAUUGCUUCAAGCUGCUGCGGCCAAUUUCAUUACAAAUGAAGUAGACAGUUUGAAUAGCUUGUAGAGAAUUUAUUAUUUAAAAGUUUAGAUCAUUACUUACAUGAUUACAUAGAAGAAUUCUUGAAGUUUUUGAAUGAAAUUAUAUAUUUUUUUGAAAUCUAUUUCUAAUAGGUACUGUACAUUUAACAUGUUUUGUAAAUAAAGUUUUUUGUAAUCAUUAUAAAUGAUCUUUGAUUUCAUUAAAUCUGAAAUACUCCAUCUAUUAUAAAGUUCUGAAUUAAUUAAUAUUAUUACAAUUUUUAAUAAUGACUUUAAAUACAUAUUUUUUAAUCCAAAAUUGGAAUAUAUUCAAUAUAUUCAGUAUAAUUGAUUCAUUGAUACUGACUUCUCUGGUUCCUGAGUACAGCAGCUUGAAUUUUUCAUUCAGUGCAUCUAUAAUAGAGGCGUGCAGAUGGUAAAGGCUGAAAGUACCGGGAGACAAAUUUUUCAGUAUUAACAAAAAACACUUAUCUGCAUCAUAUAAUGGCUUGAAAAUUCUGUAAAAAAUUGUAGAUAUGUAAUUCAAGGUGCUGAUCACGAUUAUUAGAUUUAAAAUGAAGUAAAUUAAAAGAAUUUGAGAAUUACCUUGAAAAAGCUGUAAGUGCCCGACAACGUUGCCUGGAGUAGGAUGUAAGGACCGACAACGUUUCCUGGAGUUGGAUGUAAGGACCGCCACGCCGACUAUAAUGGUGUAUGUCCCUGAACUGAAUAACAAAAAAACAGUAGGAUUGGAUGGGGUCUCAAGCAAAAUUUUAAAAGAAUGUGAAAAUGAAUUACUGGACCCUUUAUUGCAUCUCCUUAAUACUUCACUAGAGCAGG
Nilaparvata lugens (brown planthopper) is the source of this 5098-nucleotide messenger RNA. Its product is annotated as presenilin-A-like. The transcript has 2 exons. Bases 45 to 698 code for a protein of 217 amino acids. NCBI's taxonomy places the organism in Eukaryota, Metazoa, Arthropoda, Insecta, Hemiptera, Delphacidae. The record is from RefSeq and is a predicted model, not a curated record.